AUGCCCCGCAAGAGCAAGAAGACGUGGGAGAGCGGGCCUGCAAGAGGAGUCAGAGUUGAUGAAGCAGAGCAGGUCCGAGAAGGUACGGGCACGGGCACCAGUGCAAGCAGCAGGACGGCCGAAAGCGCAGCCGAGCGCAAGGACGACAACGCAUCAGAAGUGGUUUCUCAUCCAGGAGGGGCGACUGGAAAACUGCCCUGCGACGUGACCUUUGACGUUCAGCUCUCACAACCUUCGAACUGCGCGACGAAGCCUGUAGGAGCAGCCAGUGAGAACGAGAUCGGCCCGCUGCGUGAGCAUGCUGAGGCCGGAAGACACAAGGAAUGCGCAAAGGAGAUGGGCCAGUCAGGCAAUCGCAGCGCACUUGCCACCGAUCAGGGCAACAACAAUAACAUCAUUGGAGACAACAAGGCCAACAAGGGCACAUGCAACAAUGGAGCCCAAUGCAAGCAUUGCCAUAUCCGUGAUGUUAACGAUGUUAUCCGGGCGUUAAACAACGACGUGGCUGUGAUUGAAGCAAGUUUGGCGCAGAUACCGAGCAAGGUGUAUGUCAGCAAGCUCCUCCCCGAUGAAGUGGAUGAUCUGCUGCGGCGGCUCUUGUAUGAGAAGCGCGAAACUCGCAAACGUGUUCUAUUUCGACCUGUGGACGGGUGGUGGCUGGCUGCAGAAACCUUCCUCAAGGUCUACAAGCAGCCCCCAGCCUCCGGUCUCAUUGUCGAGGUCGGCAUCUGCCCUUUCCAGCUGGCAAGAAAGCUGACCGCAAAGGAGGACAAGGAGAAGAAGAUGCAAGGCUUUUCUAUUUCUGAGGAGGAGAUGGAGGAACACGUGGUUCGUCUUGCAGGUGAAGGACAACUCUGGUGGCUCUACCCAUCUCUCAAAGUCCGCGACAUCUUUCGGGCAUGGAAGGACCUGCCACGUGGCGACGACCAGCAGCAGGAGCAGCAAGACGAGGAGACUUCGAGGAUCGCAGACCAGAUGCUUCCUCCGCAAAGCGGGAGCAGCAACAGCAAUGCUUCGUCUUCCAAUAGAGACGAUGGGUUGGAGAACUCGAAGAGAAAGCAGGUUGCCGUGCUGCAGGAGUCAGAAGUUGGAACCAAGGCUUCGCCGAGUCCGCGUUGCGCAGAGGAGGUUGGGGGUGCGCUUGAGCAUGUUGGUCAAGCCCCACAAGCCCCUUCCGAAUCUGCGCACGGGACGUCGCAGGAGGAGUGGCUGCAGUACCGCGUGAACAACACCUUCCUGGAAUUCCGCCGGUGCAGCUGGGAUGACGCAGCAGUUCCUCAGCCUCGUUGCUCCAGCUGGCCGCCGACGAGCAAGUUGCAGCGCGAGUUGGCGGGGCGGAAGGGACAGCCCGGGUCUGGGCAAUUUAUUGUGCAGGCCUGCGAGGGCCUCGAGAUCCAGCGCGAAGAAUGGUUCGACGAAAUGGAUGACGAGGAGCUCAUUCAGAGGUACCAACACGAACGUGUCGGCCACGCCGGCAUGUGCCAACCACCAGAGUGA
Messenger RNA from Symbiodinium natans, 1497 nucleotides. The record is from the annotation of a GenBank genome assembly. NCBI's taxonomy places the organism in Eukaryota, Dinophyceae, Suessiales, Symbiodiniaceae.